AUGGCAAUUAUUACCAAUAAUUCGUUUCUUUCGGUCAAUUGUAUUUGUACAGAUUUUUUUUUGAAAGUAUUUUCAUCAAUUGGAGAUUGGUUGGUUGCUUGUGUCAAUUUCGAACGCGUAUUAACCAUUCUACUUGGUACUAAAUUCAAUAAAGCGACAAGUGAAAAAAUUGCUAAAAGACUAAUCCUUGGUAUACAUAUAUUUACUUUGGCAAGUUUUAUGCAUGAUCCUUUUCAUCGUCAUUUACUUGACGACACAGAAGAACAAAGAACAUGGUGUGUAAUUCGCUAUUCAUCAUCUGUAAAAAUUUAUGCUUCAAUUGUCAAUAUUUUGCAUUUUAUUCUACCAUUUUGCUUAAAUUUCAUUGCUGCUCUAGCGAUUAUUGUUUUAAUAGCUCGACAAAAAUCGAGAAUUUGUGAAGAGCAGAUAUAUAGAGAACACCUACGUAAUCAACUUCAUGAACAUAAACAUCGCUUAUUAAGCUCCUUAGUUUUAGUUAUAAUUGCCAUUCCACGUCUUAUUAUUUCAUUUGUAUCUACAUGUAUGAAAUCAGUUCGAAAUCCUUGGCUUUUUAUCGCUGGUUACUUCAUUUCAUUUAUUCCACCAUUACUUAUAUUCGUAAUCUUUGUUUUACCAUCUGAAUUUUAUCGAAAACAAUUUAAUGAUGCUACCGUUCGUAUUAGAAAGACCAUUCAAAAUCGAUUUCAUCUUCAAUAA
Rotaria sp. Silwood1 is the source of this 717-nucleotide messenger RNA. Lineage: Eukaryota; Metazoa; Rotifera; Eurotatoria; Philodinida; Philodinidae. The record is from the annotation of a GenBank genome assembly.